Notolabrus celidotus (New Zealand spotty) is the source of this 1884-nucleotide messenger RNA. RefSeq names its product tektin 3 (gene tekt3). The record is from RefSeq and is a predicted model, not a curated record. Gene Ontology annotation, biological process: cilium movement involved in cell motility; cilium assembly. Lineage: Eukaryota; Metazoa; Chordata; Actinopteri; Labriformes; Labridae. The transcript has 8 exons. Bases 173 to 1639 code for a protein of 488 amino acids. Gene Ontology annotation, cellular component: sperm flagellum; microtubule cytoskeleton; nucleus.
GCUCUGCCAUUGGCUGGCUGAAUGAAUGACUUGCAAACUUGCAGAUGCAUUAUGUAUGUCAGUUUACCUUUGGAGCAUUCUUGAGCUCAUUUCAAGGUAAGCACAGCAGAGAGGGAGUCUGAGCGGCAUCCAGACUUUCCAAAGAAAAUCUCCAGACAUCUUCGAGUCAAAAAUGGAGCUGAUGGGAUCUACGUUGACAGCCACAUACACUCGGCCAAAAACCAGCCACUUCCUCCCAGCCAUCUCCACCAUGGCGUCCAGCUAUCGCAACACCCAGCCUGUUUUGGCCAUGAACCCCAGUGCCAACAUGUGGAGAACCAACAGCUACUACAAAGGCACCAGUUCAGUCCCAACACCAUUACUUUCCAUCCAGCGAGACAAUUUAGAUCUGGUCCGAGCCAAGACCAUGUUCUUCCCGUCAAACAGGACAGCGCUAUCCACCCGCUACACUCCCGAUGACUGGUACAGGUCCAACCAGAGCAACUACAGGGAGUCUGAGUCGUCCCGGAAUAGUGCAGAAAGGCUGCGGAGAGACACCGUCAGGCUGAUGCAGGAUAAAGAGCAGCUGACCAGACGAAGUCAGGAGAGCACCAGCAAGAACAUCGGAGAGAGGCUCAACGACAUCGUCUUCUGGAAGUCUGAGCUGAGCCAUGAAAUCGACAACAUGGUGACAGAGAUAGCAGCCCUUACUGAGGUUAAGAGGAGGCUGGAGAGGGCUUUGGCAGAGACUGAGGGGCCCCUUCAGGUGUCUCAAGAGUGUUUGUACCACAGAGAGAAGCGGAUGUCCAUCGAUCUGGUACAUGACGAUGUAGAAAAGGACCUCAUUAAGGAAGUAGAAGUCAUCAAGUCAUGUCAAGAAAGAAUGAGGCGACACUUGGACAGAGCCAUCGCUCAGCUGGCGUCAAACCGAGCUGCCCAGCAUGAAUUAGAAAGAGACAUAAGUGACAAAGUGACAGCUCAGAGGAUCGAUGACAGGUGUCACCAUCUGAGGAACACGUCAGACGGUAUCGGCUACUACAGAGGCAUUGACAGGCUAGACCCUUCACUCUCUCUGCCAGACUCGUGGUCCAAGUUCACCGACGACAACAUCCUGCAGUCUCAGAGCGAACGGGCUGCCUCCCACAAGCUCAGGGACGAGAUAGAGAUCCUCCUGAACACCACGUCUAAUGAAAUGUGGAACCAGUUCAACAACGUCAACGUGAACUUCACAAACCGCAUAUCGGAAACCGCUGAUGCUAAGAACAGCCUGCAGGCGCACCUGGCCAAGACUCUGCAGGAGAUCUUCCAGACUGAGAUGCUGAUUGAGACUCUGAAGAAGGCUCUGAGAGAUAAAGAGUGUCCAUUAAAAGUGGCCCAAACCAGACUGGAGGAGAGGACCCGCAGGCCCAAUGUGGAGCUCUGCAGGGACAACCCACACCACAGACUUGUGGGUGAAGUAAGAGAGAUCGAGGACACUAUCCAUAAGCUCCAGGAGAGGCUGAUGGAGGCUGAGAACACUCUGCAGACUCUGGUCAAGACCAAAAUUACCCUGGAGCAUGACCUGUCCAUCAAGGCCAACUCUCUCUUCCUGGACCAGGAGAAGUGCAUGAGCAUGCGGAAGAGCUUUCCCAGCAUGCCUCGCCUGGUCGGCUACACCUGAAUGUUUUCACAAAAGAGGAUCUCUUAUGGGACCAAAUUAAUAAAUACAGACUAUGUUAAUGGUUUUAAGAGUGGUUUUAAGGAUGGUGUGGCUGAUGUGGCUUUGACUAGAAUGAAUAACUGCACAGGCCUGAUGUCAAGAUCUGAUCAUAGACGAUGGAUUAACCUUGUUUAGAUCUGUAUCUGUAAUGUAUUUGCAUGUAUUAUUGUGUCUAUAAACAGAAUAAAACUUGAACUGUUGUGAUA